Messenger RNA from Microthlaspi erraticum, 1185 nucleotides. Lineage: Eukaryota; Viridiplantae; Streptophyta; Magnoliopsida; Brassicales; Brassicaceae. The record is from the annotation of a GenBank genome assembly.
AUGCUUCGAUUCAAUUUCCGUCGUGAACUCUCCAAAUCCUCCGCGAUUUUCCGCCGGAAGAUACACAGCGAUCUCGAAGAUGCCGGCCCGAUGGCGUCUCGGCUUAAAUCCCGUUCCGUUGUCCGGUUUAGCGGACCGGAUACGGUUAAGUUUCUUCAGGGUUUGCUAACCAACGAUGUGCGGAGGUUCGGCGAAUCCUCCGGCGAGAAAAGCUCGGCGGUCCCCACGCCGAACAUGGCUUCCGUUUCGACGCCGCCUAUGUACGCCGCGCUGUUAACUCCUCAAGGCAGGUUUCUGUACGAUUUUUUCCUGUAUAGCCCGUCGCGACCGGAGGAGAGGCUCGAUCGGACUGGCUCCGGACCCGGGUCUGAUUCGGGUCUUGAUGGGUCGGUUGAGUUGUUUGCAGAUGUUGAUGUCUCCGUCCUCGAUGAAUUGCUGGAAACUCUAAAAAAAUAUCGCUUGAGGUCCAAAGUGGAUAUUGAAAACGUUGCGGAAGACUUCUCUUGUUGGCAGCGUUACGGUAGGAAUCUCUCUGGAUCUUCGUCUGUUGGUUGGGGCGGUGGCGUUGAUCGUGCCGGUGAAUCUACAGCUAGUGGUAACAAGUGUGGUUGGCAAUGGUAUACGGAUCCAAGAUUGGACUGUCUCGGUUACAGAAGCAUCUUUCCUUCCGAUGCAACCCCGCCAUUGGUUGAGGCAGAUAAAGAAACAGAUGAAAGCAAUUACCUUUUGUGGAGAUUGGAGCAUGGAGUAGCUGAAGGAUCAGCUGAAAUCCCUAAAGGGGAAGCGAUACCGCUUGAAUAUAAUUUUGUUGGUCUGAAUGCGAUAAGCUUUGAGAAAGGGUGUUAUGUUGGUCAAGAGCUUAUAGCGCGUACUCACCACCGAGGUGUCAUCCGCAAACGCUUAAUCCCGUUACGGUUUAUCGACAGCAAUGAGGAAGAGUUUACGCAGAAAGUUGCAGCUGGAGCGGAAGUGGUUGAAUCAAGAACGGGCAAGAAAAUGGGGACGGUUUCGACGGCUUUGGGUAGCCGGGGAAUGGGUGUUAUGAGGGUCGAGGAAGCCUUCAAAGAUUCGGCUCAAUUGACGGUUAAUGGUUCAGAGGAUGUGAAAGUCGAGGCGGUUAGACCGUCGUGGUGGCCGCCUGAGUGGUUCCAACAUAAUCAAUCAGAAACAGCCACCGCCGCGUAG